GGCGCUGCUGAUGGGGGCCUGGCCCCGGCGAUCGCGCGGAGGCGGGAAAUCCAGGCUGGCCGGGGGUCUGCCGCAGGCGCCGCCGGGGCGUGUGCGAGGGGGGCCUCCGCGUUCGGGCUGGGGCGCGGGCAGCCGAGCGGAGCAUGGGGGAGGGUGCUCGGAGCGCUGCGCACGGCGAGGGCCGCGGCGCGGCAGCCGCCACGCGGCGCCACACCCGGGAGGGCGGGCCUUUGUUCUGCGGCGCAGAGAAGGCCCUGCUGCGCCGGGACUGAGCCGAGGCCGGGAGCCCGGCGGCGGAGGGCCGGAGGCGGCCGGCGGCGCGGGUGCGGGUGCGGGUCGGUGCGCAGGCCCCCGCCGCCCGCGCGCGGAUCUGAAGGUCUCUGGACGGGCCUUGGAUGCUCCAAGGAGGGGGGAUGUGGCAAAGGAAGAUCAAAAAGCUGCUUGGGGAGGAGUCACAGCUGGCCAGGAAGGGGAGUGGAUGGCGGCGGCAGAGGCAGUACACCAUAUACACCUGCAGAACUUCUCCCGCUCGCUGCUUGAGACACUCAACGGGCAGCGGCUGGGCGGUCACUUCUGUGACGUGACCGUGAGGAUCCGCGAGGCUUCGCUGCGUGCACACCGCUGUGUGUUGGCUGCUGGCUCGCCCUUCUUCCAGGACAAGCUGCUUCUCGGCCACUCCGAGAUCCGCGUGCCACCGGUGGUGCCGGCGCAGACGGUGCGCCAGCUCGUCGAGUUCCUCUACAGCGGCUCGCUUGUGGUGGCACAGGGCGAAGCCCUGCAGGUGCUCACGGCCGCGUCGGUGCUGCGCAUCCAGACGGUCAUAGACGAAUGCACGCAGAUCAUUGCCCGCGCCCGCGCCCCGCUCCCGGGCGCGCCGGCGCCCCUUCCCACACCCGUGCCCCCACCUCUUGCACCCGCGCAGCUUCGCCACCGUCUGCGCCACUUGCUUGCGGCGCGCCCUCCGGGCCACCCAGGCGCCGCGCAUAGCCGCAAGCAGCGCCAGCCAGCGCGCCUGCAGCUGCCCGCUCCCACUGCGCCAACUAAGGCCGAGGGGUCGGAGGACCCCGCCCUGUCGGCGGCCCCAGACGACGGCGGCGACUGCGACGAAGAGACCGACGAUGAAACCGACGGCGAGGACGGUGAAGGCGGCGGCCCGGGAGAGGGCCAGGCGCCCCCUUCCUUCCCCGACUGCGCCGCGGGCUUCCUCACCGCGGCCCCUGACAGCGCGUGCGAGGAGCCGCCCGCACCCGCCGGCCUCUCGGACUACGCCGGCGCCGGAAGGGACUUCCUUAGGGGGGCCUCGGCGGCCGAGGACGUGUUCCCGGAGAGUUACGUGUCCGCUUGGCAAGAUGAGGAUGGCACCGCCGCAGAAGCCUGCCCCCCCGAUACCCCGGCUCCGCCUGACUGCGUCCUGUCCGGAUCCCGCGUCCCCAGCGUGAAGACCCCGGGCCCCCCAGUCUCGCUUUUCCCUUUUCAUCUGGGCGCUCCCGGACCGCCUGCGCAGCCUUCUCCCGCGCCCUCCGGGCCCGCUCCUGCACUCUCCUCUGCAUUCUACCCCGCGCUCCAGCCAGAUACGGCCCCAAGUGCGCCUCCAGGGGAGGCACCGGCCCCGCCGCCCGCUGCUCCUGCUGCGGCCCCCUCGGCCACCCCUGCCCGAGCCCCAGGUGCUGCCGAGCCACCUGCCUAUGAAUGCAGUCACUGCCGCAAGACGUUCAGCUCACGGAAAAACUACACCAAGCACAUGUUCAUCCACUCCGGGGAGAAGCCCCACCAGUGCGCCGUGUGCUGGCGAUCUUUCUCGCUGCGCGACUACCUGCUGAAGCACAUGGUCACGCACACAGGCGUGCGCGCCUUCCAGUGCGCGGUCUGCGCCAAGCGCUUCACACAGAAGAGCUCGCUCAACGUGCACAUGCGCACGCACCGGCCGGAGCGCGCGCCCUGCCCCGCCUGCGGCAAGGUCUUCUCCCACCGCGCGCUGCUCGAGCGCCACCUGGCCGCGCAUCCGGCGCCCUGAUCCGGUUCCACCCCCGCCCCCCGCCCCCCGGCGCGGGGUUGACCACGCCCCCGCGCGGUAGGCCGCCCUUCACCGGCAUGGGGACCUCCGGUGGAACUAGGCCACGGCCGCUGCGGGACCGGUUCAUACCUGCCUAGACGCCUGGACCACGCUCCCACCGUCAAACCGCACUUUCCCCAGAGCGCAGGCCUUCCCUCUCCUUCCACCCUUCUCCCCAAACCUGACGGGGGUCCAGCCUGCCUUACACCUGUCCUCCCUCCUCCUUAGACCCUUCUGAUGGCGGCGGGCUGGGGUUGGUCAGGGACCGGCCAUCCCUGAGAACUGAAUCACCUCUGGCCUAAACUCGGACUGGCUGUUCAGACCCUUGGGCCAGGCCCAAGGUUUGUGGCUUGAUUAGGGUGGAUUCUGGAGCUUCUCCUCUGCCCCAGUGUCAAGCUGGGCAUGAUCCUGAACUACCCCUCCCUCAGUCUGGCGUCUAGGGGGCUCAGGUGGACCCAUCGUGGACUGGGACAGGGCCUCAGGACCCCCGCUCUCUAAUAAAGUACUGUGGGCCAUGGGUUCCAAAUUCGGAA
Messenger RNA from Lutra lutra (Eurasian river otter), 2586 nucleotides. It is a transcript of the gene ZBTB45, whose product is annotated as zinc finger and BTB domain containing 45. Gene Ontology annotation, biological process: negative regulation of transcription by RNA polymerase II; regulation of cytokine production; regulation of immune system process. The transcript has 4 exons. The record is from RefSeq and is a predicted model, not a curated record. Lineage: Eukaryota; Metazoa; Chordata; Mammalia; Carnivora; Mustelidae. The coding region runs from base 11 to 2014 and encodes 667 amino acids. Gene Ontology annotation, molecular function: protein binding.